Papaver somniferum (opium poppy) is the source of this 645-nucleotide messenger RNA. RefSeq lists its product as uncharacterized. The transcript has 5 exons. The record is from RefSeq and is a predicted model, not a curated record. Bases 1 to 645 code for a protein of 214 amino acids. NCBI's taxonomy places the organism in Eukaryota, Viridiplantae, Streptophyta, Magnoliopsida, Ranunculales, Papaveraceae.
AUGGGAAAGAACGAUGUUGAGAAGCCUGCAAAGUUCGUUGGAAAAGACUUAAAAGAAUACAAGCGACAGUUGAGGCAUGAAACUGGUGAAGUCAGUAUGGUUGAUUUGGGUAAGAAGAUUCAAGUAGACGAACUGUUGUGCACCAAGGACAAGACCGUGUCUUCUACAAGGGACAUGUCAAAAAAGGCUCAUAUAUUUGAACACAACUCUAAGCCUGGUUCUCACAAGAAAGAUGAUAAGGGUUUCAAAAUUGUAAUUGAAUCUGGCAAAGUUGUUGUUACUAAGAGAGGUCUUGAUCCCCUAGAUAUCCCUUCAACCAGUCAUACUUUACCUUUAGUGGAAGAUGAAGUAGAGAUUGAGCCUAGGAGAAGUAAAAGGGCUAGAAAAAAAACCUUCUUUGCAUCCGACUUCGUAGCCCUAGCCGAGACUGAUCCUCAUACUUAUAGAGAAGCCAUGACUUCUUCUGAAGCUCCAUGGUGGAAAGAGUCUACUAUAAGUGAAAUGGAAUCCAUCAAAGAAAAUGAUACGUGGGAGCUGGCAUAUUUACAUCCAGGGUGUAAAGCCAUAGGAUGUAAAUGGGUCUUCAAGAGGAAACGUAAAAUAGAUGGAACUGUUGAAAAAUACAAGGCUAGCUACGGUUCAUAA